UCUCUAGCGCAGUCUAUCGAACUAGUUCGGUGCAAAACCUGCCAUCACUAGUCCUUUUCACUUUAGCGAGGCGAAAUUGUCACAUUUACAUUUGACAAAAUUGCCAGUGCCAGUAGCUACACCCCAGACAUAAAAAUCCAACAGCAGCACCAAUAUGCCUAAGAAUAAAGGAAAAGGUGGCAAAAAUCGUCGUCGUGGUAAGAACGAGAACGAGUUCGAGAAGCGCGAGCUGAUCUUCAAGGAGGACCAGCAGGAGUACGCGCAGGUGACCAAGAUGCUGGGCAACGGUCGGUUGGAGGCAAUGUGCUUUGAUGGCGUCAAACGCCUGUGUCACAUUCGGGGGAAACUUCGCAAGAAGGUGUGGAUUAACCAAGGCGACAUUAUCUUGGUCGGAUUGCGAGACUACCAGGACUCGAAGGCAGAUGUGAUCCUCAAAUACACUCCGGACGAGGCCAGGAAUCUGAAGACAUACGGAGAAUUCCCCGAGUCCGUUCGCAUCAACGAGACAGUCACGUUCGUGGAGGACGGCUUCGACGAGGAUAUUGAGUUUGGCGACGAGAUUAGUUCGGAGGACGAUGCCGACUCCGUCGACAACAUCUGAUUAACGAAAAACAAAGCGACGUCGGCAGGGACGGCGGGGACGUCCGCCUCAGCAGCAGCAGAGUCAGUUCGAAAAUAGGGAAUUAACAAAUUGUAAAAAGCCAACCGCCCCCUUAUCCUGUUGCAGACCUUAAACCCGGCCUCCAUGCCACCCAUUCGAUCCAACCUAGAGAGAGCGGCAUAGCGCGAAGAAACUCAACAUAGAUAUCCGAAACAAGAACCCCAUUUAGUCAUUUUAUUGUUUUAUUCUCCGGAGUUUAUAAAUUAACUUGUGGAGUUUCAAGUGAAUACAAAAUCCAAAUUUCAUUAACGGCCGCCUAAAUCAACAAACCAACCUAUGUAAACCACUAGUAGAACUGUUACCCAGAGCAAAUAAUGCAACAAUGCGAAAAAUUAAUUAAUUUUAUUUGAAUUAAACAAAAACUAAGAAAAAAA
Molecule: messenger RNA, 1035 nt
Organism: Drosophila bipectinata
Lineage: Eukaryota; Metazoa; Arthropoda; Insecta; Diptera; Drosophilidae
Source: RefSeq, a predicted model, not a curated record